Molecule: messenger RNA, 1425 nt
Organism: Serinus canaria (Common canary)
Lineage: Eukaryota; Metazoa; Chordata; Aves; Passeriformes; Fringillidae
Gene: CDKN3
Product: cyclin dependent kinase inhibitor 3
Exons: 7
Coding region: 56-721 (221 amino acids)
Biological process (GO): protein dephosphorylation
Cellular component (GO): nucleus
Molecular function (GO): protein tyrosine phosphatase activity
Source: RefSeq, a predicted model, not a curated record
CAAUGGGCCCGGUGGGCGGGGCCAAUUUGAACGGGCGGCGGCGGAGAGCGGCGCCAUGGUGAAACCGCUGAGGGAUCGGGAUCUGGAUCCGGAUCGAGAUCGGGAUCCUGGUCCUGAUGUCGUCGAGGGUCCCGGCCCCACGAUGAGCCCCCCGCUCUCCUCGCAGCCCGCUGCGGCACCAGCUGACGGCUUCGCUUCCUCAGACGAUGAGGCCGCCGAGGAGGACCCGAGCCCACUCCACAUCUCCUGGUUAUCUUUGUCUCCUCUCUACUCUUCAGAGUUCCUGGGAUUAUGUUCCCUUCCAGGUUGCAAGUUUAAGGAUAUCAGAAGAAAUCUUCAGAAAGAUGUAGGAGAACUAAAGAGCUGUGGGAUCCAGGAUGUCUUUGUGCUUUGUACCAGAGGAGAGCUCUCAAAAUACCGAGUACCAAACCUGAUUGACACCUACCAACAGCAUGGGAUGUGUGUGCACCACCACCCCAUUCCUGAUGGGAAUGCUCCUGACAUUGCCACCUGCUGCAAGAUCCUGGAAGAGCUCAGAACCUGCCUGGAAAACAAGCAGAAAACAAUGAUACACUGUUAUGGUGGCCUUGGACGCUCAUGUCUUGUGGCUGCCUGUCUCCUGCUCCAGCUUUCAGACACCCUGGCACCUCAGCAGGUGAUAGAGAGCCUCAGGAAUCUGAGAGGAUCAGGGGCCAUACAGACCAUCAAGGGUCUAGCAUAAGGAACAAGUCCACGUGGGAUACAUGGAUUGUGACUGAAGAUCUGCCAAAAUUACUCUUCUACUUUUGACUUCAACAAAAUCACAUUUACAUCAAACACUUACCUCUGAAAACAAUGUUUUAGCUUCUUAAUUAAAAUACCCUGGGAUUUAUUGCAUUAUGCUUAACAGAACAAAAGUUUGGGGCUUUUUAGUUUACAGUCAUGGAACAGAGAUUCAAAAUAGUAAUUCUGACCAAAUUAGGAUUUGUGUUUUCAAGCAGAAUCAGUGGUACAUGUGGAUUCUUUUGCAGGAAAGCUGGCACUGUAGAUGAUCAUACAGAUUCCCAGCAUGUUUUGAGUUGGAAGGACUUUAUAGAUCAUCUCACUCCAACCCCUGCAAUGGGUUGGGAGACCUUUGGCUAGGCCAGAAUACUCCAAGUCCCCUCCAACCUGGCCUGGAACACUUCCAAGGAUCCAGGGGCAGCCACAGCUUCUCUGGGUACCCAGUGUCAGGGCCUCCCCACCCUCCCAGGGAACAAUUCCCUCCCAAUAUCCCAUCUAACCCUGCACUCUGGCAGUGGGAAGCCAUUCCCUGUGUCCUGUUACUACACACCCUUGUCCAAAGUCCCUGUCCAGCUCUCACAAGCUCCCUACCAGCACAAGAAGGAUCAUAUUCCUAUGGACAGUAUUUCUGCAAUGAGCCAUAGCUUCAGACUGAAGAGGAAA